Brettanomyces nanus is the source of this 1125-nucleotide messenger RNA. RefSeq lists its product as uncharacterized. Bases 1 to 1125 code for a protein of 374 amino acids. Lineage: Eukaryota; Fungi; Ascomycota; Pichiomycetes; Pichiales; Pichiaceae. The record is from RefSeq and is a predicted model, not a curated record. The transcript has a single exon.
AUGUCUGAUAUUAUUGAUGGACCUGGAACUUCUGAACACAGAACGUCAACAUCAACGUCUCCUGACGUUCAGGCGUUUACACCGAAACAUAUGAAGAACAUCAGUACCAGCAGUAUCAGCACAUCAGGAAAGAAAACGGGAAUCAAUUUAGGAUUCAGUGUCAUCGGAAAUACGCCUACUCUAGUGGGCAGUCCUUCAGGUCGCUCAGACGGCAAGUCACCAUUAAUCAAUCAUUCUCCUACAUUUCAAGAGUCUAAACUAAAUUCUCCAAGACGUUCCAUAACUCAAGAACGACCACCAUCCCCUAUAAAGAAAAAGGCAGACUUAGUCGAGUCUAGAUCACAGGGGCUCUCGGAUCGGUUUAGAUUGCUUGCCAGCAAAGAGAUGGAGAUACUGGAAAUUAAAAAUGCCAUUAAAGAAUUGGAUAACCGGAAAAGUAUGCUUGAAUUUGAGAUAAAGGACUUGAAGGUCAAUCUUGAACGAGAAUUAAUUCGAAACGUUGCUCGCCAACAUGAUGAGGAUAAGCCAAAUACAGUCACUUUAGCUCCCAAAACUGCGAGGACUCGCUCAAAGAUUGAAAUGCAUACUCCAAAUCAGGUCAAUGAUCUUACGGCUAGGCAUACUUCUCAUGCAGGCAUUUCAACAACGGGAGAACAUAAUGGGCAGUCUUGGAUUUCUAGACCGAUAAGUUUUCUUCAACAGUUUGAUAGUUUGAUAUCCCAGGAAUUUGAUAAGUUACAGAUUUCGGAUCCUGUCAGGGAGAAACUUAGAUUGGCUCAAGAAGAUCGCUAUAGAAAGGAUCAUCAGUCUCGUCGACUCCGUUCGCCAAAGGACCUUUCCAAAAAAGAGAUCAGCAGCCCUCUAAAAAGUCUUGCUGAUGAUAGUACGCCGUCUGACAUUAUGCAGUCCGUGUCUCAACAUCUUUGGUCAUUCGUCAAUGACGUCAAAUCAAACCUUUUAGUGGAUGAAAGCUUGGUUCAAUCCCAAGUAGUCAAGAGAAACAUCACUCCCUCACUUGUCUCUUUGAAAGAGGUACCGGUAUCGCACGACGACAGCGAUAGGGAUUCCGGUUCCGAGGUGAACGACUCAGAUUUAUGGGAUAACGAUGACCUCUUGGAUCUAUGA